Messenger RNA from Pestalotiopsis fici W106-1, 3444 nucleotides. RefSeq lists its product as uncharacterized. The record is from RefSeq and is a predicted model, not a curated record. Lineage: Eukaryota; Fungi; Ascomycota; Sordariomycetes; Amphisphaeriales; Sporocadaceae. Bases 1 to 3444 code for a protein of 1147 amino acids. Gene Ontology annotation, molecular function: nucleic acid binding; protein binding. Gene Ontology annotation, cellular component: nucleus; site of double-strand break. The transcript is spliced from 2 exons. Gene Ontology annotation, biological process: proteasome-mediated ubiquitin-dependent protein catabolic process; DNA repair.
AUGGCCUACCUAGCGCCCAUCCAUCGGCCGAACAGCGUUCGCCAUGCUGUUCGUGCUCAGCUCUUUCCAGGUGAGGGCGAUUGCCUGGUCAUGGCAAAGGCAAACCGCCUAGAGUUUUGGAAGCUCAAUGACGAACGCAACAUGUUGGUUCAAUUCGACACAAAGGUUGUCUUUGGCGCAAUCUCUAUCCUGCAAAAGAUCAGCCCAAAGGAUGCCGACCUGGACCUUUUGUUUGUCGGCACAGAUCGGUUUCAGUACUUCACCUUGGGCUGGAACCCAGACACCGAGUCACUCGACACCAUUAGUUCUUUCCACGACAUGCACGAGCGGCACAUGCGCGACUCACAGAGUCAAGACAAGUGUAUCACGGAUCCAACAGGCCAAUACAUGGUGGUUCUCGUCUGGGAGGGUGUACUCAACAUUCUCCGUUUGGGCAACAGGAAGAAUUCGAGGACUGAGGUCCAGUGGCAGGAUCAAUGUCGCAUCACCGAGCUCUUCAUCAAGUCGGCCACCUUCCUACAUGUCGAGACCGGAAAGCCCAAGGUAGCCUUUCUCUACCAGACCCGCACAGAUAUUCCUGAUGCUCAACUGGUCACUUACAACCUAUACUCUGAUGAGAAGAAUACCCAGGCCUCACGCUUUGAGGCGAGAGACCAAGUGGACAAGUUUGCCAUGCAGGAUCCUGGUGCUGCAAUGCUCAUUCCUGUAGGCCGCGGAGAACAAGAUCAUAAGCGGUACAUCAUUCGUAAUGCUGCCCAAGCACGGGCUCAACUCGGCGGUUUCAUUGUCGUUGGCGAAACAAGACUCCUAUACUAUGACGACGCAGCAAAGAAGACUGUCGAAGCCGCUCUUUCCGAAGCCUCCAUCUUCGUUGCAUGGGCCGAGUAUGACGUCUCUCACUAUUUUGUUGCUGACGACUAUGGCACCAUGUGGCUGCUCGAGAUUGUGCUUGACGGAGGCGCCGUCGUCGAAUUGAAGAUGAAAAAGAUUGGAACUACAUCCCGAGCCAAUGUUCUUAUCUACAUGGGAAGCGAUAUUCUGUUUGUGGGGUCGCAUUAUGGUGAUUCGCAGGUCUUCAAGGUCGACACACAGAGCUGGACACUCCAUCAAAUCCAAGUGUUACCCAAUAUAAGCCCUGUGUUGGACUUUACCGUCAUGGACAUGGGUAAUAGAGAUGGUGAAGACCAGAACACGAACGAGUAUUCCUCUGGGCAAGCUAGAAUCGUCACGGGCAGUGGCGUCUACAAGGAUGGCAGUCUACGCAGUGUUCGCAGUGGGGUCGGCUUGGAGGAUAUCGGCAUUUUAGCUCAGAUGGAAGCUAUUCAAGCAGUCUUUCCCCUCCGAUCACAACCUUCCGCCAAGGUUGACACCCUAUUAGUGUCCUCGCUUUUAGAAACCAGAGUGUUUAUCUUUGAGCCGAGUGGUGAGAUCGAAGAGGUUGAUUCUUUCAAGGGCUUGUCUCUGGGCGAACAGACUCUUGUAGUAUUGAACCUUGCGAACAACCGCCUUUUGCAGGUGACCUCGACAGCUGUCCACCUACUUGACCUUGAGGACAACGUCGUUGUUUCAACUUGGCAACCCCAAGGCGGCGACAAGAUUACCGCUGCCUCUGCCAACGAGAAUUGGGUAUUGCUCUCUAUAGAAGGCAAGAAUCUUGUGUCUCUCGGUAUACAGCAUGAGCUGGUCCUCGGUCAACAUAACGAACCGGCAGAUGAGGACCAGAUUGCCUGCAUACACCUUCCUCCUCAGUAUCCGCAUCUUGGUGUGGUGGGAUUCUGGAAGUCUGGCAAGGUAUCGAUUGUUGACAUGGUGUCUCUUCAACCGCUUCAUAGCGAGUCGUCACGACGCAAUGAUGAUACUACGUCGAUCCCCCGAGAUUUGGCCAUGGGUCAAAUUGUACCGCCUGCAUUGGGCGGUCCGACCUUGUUCGUUGCUAUGGAGGACGGUUUGGUCAUCACCUUUAAUGUCUCUCCGACAGACUUUUCUCUGUCCUCCCGCAGGAGUAGCGUCCUUGGAACCCAACAUGCAAGAUUGCAGCUGCUACUUCUCGAAGAUGGUAUUUGCAACGUUUUCGCUACUAGUGAACAUCCCAGCUUGAUCUAUGCUAGUGAUGGUCGAAUUAUAUACUCCGCGGUGACAGCUGAGGACGCCAUCUGUGUCUGCUCAUUUGAUUCAGAGGCUUUCCCGGAUUCAAUCGUGGUGGCAACCCAAAAUGAGCUUAGGAUCUCUGUUCUCGACCGCGAACGCCGAACACAUGUCCAGAGCCUACCCGUCGGCAAGACGGUCAGGAGAAUUGCUUAUUCACGCAAUGAGCGAGUUUUUGCUCUGGGCUGCAUCAGCAGAGAGGUGAUCAAUAAUGAAGAGAUUGUCGAGAGUUCAAUUAGACUUGUCGACGAGGUCAUAUUUGAUAAAGUUGGUCAGGACUUUAUCCUAAACACUUCAUCCGGCCUGGAAAUGGUUGAAGCCGUCAUCCGAGCUGAGCUUCCUGAUUCGUAUGGUAAUCGCGCAGAAAGAUUUAUUGUUGGAACCAGUUUUCCGACAGAUGCGCAGGUCGGUGCCAGUUCUCGAGAUAAUAUUAAAGGCCGAAUCUUGAUCUUCGGAAUCGAUAGUGAGCGCAACCUCUAUCAGAUCUCCUCGCGCAACCUCAAGGGCGCAUGCCGAUGCCUCGGCACCAUUGGCGACCAUGUCGUAGCCGGAUUGGCCAAGACAAUUGUAGUCUACCGCUAUAACGAGUCCACGUCCUCAACUGCCCAGUUGGACCGUGUGGCUUCGUACCGCCCUUCCACUUACCCCGUCGAUAUUGCUAUCGAAGGAAACAUCAUUGCAGUGGCUGACCUCAUGAAGUCGGUUACGCUUAUUGAGUUUGCGCCCGAGGCUGGAGAGCUCAAGGAGAUUGCCAGACACCAUCAUGCAGCUUGGGCCACCGCAGUCAGUCAUGUCGAGGGGAAUUCGUGGCUCGAGGCAGAUGCUAAUGGCAACCUGAUGAUACUGAGUCCGAACGCUCAAGGUGCAACUGACGAAGACAAGAAGCGUAUGGACAUAACGAGUGAGAUGAACCUUGGGGAGAUGGUCAACAGAAUUCAAAAGGUCAAGGUCGCAUCGAGCGACACUGCAAUUGUCGUUCCUCGGGCCUUCCUGGCUACGGUUGAGGGCGGAGUCUACUUUUUCGGCACCAUCUCGCCGCAAUACCAGGAUUUAUUGAUCCGAUUCCAGACCAGUCUUGUCCGAACCAUCACAUCAGUCGGCGACAUCAACUUUGACCCUUACCGUUCGUUCCGUAACGAGCAGCGUGAAGGCGCCGGGCCUUUCCGCUUUAUCGACGGUGAGCUCAUUGAGCGUUUCACGGACCUCGAAGAUCAAGUACAAGAGGAAAUCUGCAAGGGUUUGGGUCCCGACGUUGAAACAAUGAGAAAUCUUGUUGAAGAUUUGAAGAGGUUGCAUUAG